Molecule: messenger RNA, 1034 nt
Organism: Coturnix japonica (Japanese quail)
Lineage: Eukaryota; Metazoa; Chordata; Aves; Galliformes; Phasianidae
Gene: NDUFB4
Product: NADH:ubiquinone oxidoreductase subunit B4
Cellular component (GO): respiratory chain complex I; mitochondrion
Source: RefSeq, a predicted model, not a curated record
CGCCUGCGCGCUGCCCGCCCGUAGCGGGCUGUGCAAGAUGGCGUCUGGGCCGCGUCGCACAGCGGCUGAGGAGUACCGGCCCAACCGCUUCGUUUCGCUGCCGCCCGAGCUCGACCCCGCCACUUACGACUCGUCUCCGGAGAAGCGCCGCGCUGAGGCCGAGCGCUUGGCCAUCCGAGCCCGGCUUAAGCGGCAGUACCUGCUGCAGCUCAACAACCCGAAGCCGCCGGCCAUCAUCGAAGAUCCUGCCUUGCUGCGCUGGGACUAUGCCAGGACACACAAUGUAUACCCCAAUUUCCGCCCGACGCCCAAGACGUCCUUCCUAGGAGCUGUAUUUGCGAUAGGCCCUAUCCUCUUCUGGAUAGCUGCCUUUAAAACUGAGAGGGAUUAUAAAGAGAAGCUUAUCCGAGAAGGUAAAUACGAGCGACCAUUCAGUGUUUUUUAGGUUGCUGGAAUCACAGUGCUGCUCUUGAGAAAGAAGUAAAUAAGAUGUAUUAUGUGCUGAUGUUUCUCCUUCAGAAGAAUAAAUCUUAAUUACUCCUCGAUCGUCUUCCAUCUUUAAUAAUUAUGGAGAGUGCAGCUGUAGAGAAUCUUUAUAUCUACUGCAAACAGAUACAGAGAGCAUGUCCUGAGCUCACCAGUUAACUCUUUUGAUCUGCGUGUAAAGAGUCCUUUUAAAAUGUAGAAGUUGCUGCUGUCAGAGCAGUUCAGGCUGAAGAUUAAAAUUAAUAGCAGGUUGAAAUAUUAAGCAACUCCUAUACAGUUUCCUAAAGAACAAUUGCUCAUUUUCUGGGUACUUCUCUUGUUGGUUUGACUAUAUAGUUUGCCCAAAUCAGGUAAUAGACAACUCCUGUUCUGUAUUCUAUUUAUUUAUGUGACUAACAGCAUUACCACAAAUGUGAUUCCUGUGUAGAGGAUCAAGAUCUAAAAAGAUGAGGCUCUUCUUUCUGGCAGGGGUUCCUUUGCAGUAUAGGAGAAUUCAGUUUCUCCCCUGGAAACAGGCUGUGAUAUUUAUAAUAAAUAUUUAAAAAGCA